AUGCCAAAGCGCAAGCAGAUUCGUGCGGAAGGCCGAGGUACAUCGGAUGACACGGAUGAUUCUAGCAACGAAAGCGGGAGCCCUUCAGACAGGCCGGAUGGAAAGAGAGUCAGAUGGCAAGGCAAAGGCGGGUUGACGCUUCAGGACGAAUACUCAGAGGCAAGUUCGGACGAAGAGGUUUCCGAACCCUCUGAAAAGACCCAACAGACCUGCCUAGCUGCUCUGUGCUCUCACGGCAGCCUCGGAUGCGCAUACUACGACCCAAAUACAAGGGUGCUGUCCCUCCUAGAAGACACACAGGACACUCUACACUUCGAUCUUACACAAAUGUUGCUGGAACAAGUCAAUGCGGACGUCGUUUUGACAAGCACCAGGUCAGACGACGAAUUCAUUGAUGCGUUGAACGGUCACAUGGAAGGGAAGGAUUCCCUGUUUCAAAUCCGCCCUUGCAAAGAUUUCGCGGCUUCUAAGGGAAAGAGUAGACUUUUAUCGCUGAGCCGUUUUGCCACACUAGCAUCCGACGACCAUGUCCUUCCACCAUCUUCUGACACUGGCUCAGACUCCUCUCGCGACCGUCCUCACAAUGCUUAUGAUUUCAUGCGGUCGAGACGUGAGGUAACAGGCGACCCAACGGCCAAACGCUGGAAUGCCUCCGUUAGGUUGUCCAACUUCGCUUCAGUUGACUCUGCCCCUCUUUGUAUGGCUUCUGUUGGCGCACUUCUGGAUCAUAUCGUUCGAGAACGUGCCUCAACCGAUUUCGAUGACGACGGCGUUGGCAGUCUGGAUAUCUGCGAUAUAGAGAUUUUAUCGCUAGAUCAAGUAAUGCAAAUAAAUGCAGAUGCCCUGCUGUCUCUCCAAGUAUUUGAAAAUGAAAGUCAUGCUUCUGUUCACUCUGACAAGACGAAAGAAGGCUUGUCGCUCUUCGGGAUUUUGAACAAUACCAAGACCACCUUGGGUCGUACUCUUCUCAGGACAUGGCUACUGAGGCCUUCGCUAUCCCUACAAGUUAUUCGUGAUCGUUUAGAUGCCGUGGGAUGCUUCGUGCGACCCGAAAAUCUAUCCUCAGCUAGCCUCCUCCGAACGCAUCUCAAGGGUCUCAAAAAUAUACCCAGAAUCAUGGGUUUGAUGAGGACUGGGAAAUCCAAACUAGUAGACUGGCAAGGUCUUGUCAAGUUUACAUACCACGCAACAAUGCUCAGAGACUCAUUGUCUGAGCUGCAUGAGGCAAGUGGAAUCGACGUUGUGAAAAAGCUCAUUCGAGCCUUGGACACUGCAACUUUCAAGGAGUUGGGUAGCAGAAUCAACGAGAUCAUUGAUUGGGAAGAAUCUUCCACCAAUGAACGUGUAUGCGUGCGACCUCAUAUCGAUGAAGACCUGGACAACAGAAAGCAUGUUUAUCACGGGAUCGAUUCAAUUCUGUCAACCGUUGCAGAACAAAUUGCCGAUACCGUCCCACCCGAUUUCGCGGCCUCUCUCAAUGUUGUCUACUUCCCUCAGCUAGGUUAUCUCAUAUGUGUCCCGAUGUUAGAGGAAUGGCGCUCAGAGGCUGGCAUUCAACCAAUUGAGGGUUGGUCAUUUCAAUUCUCUUCUGAGUAUAUUCCAGUUUCUUCUUAA
Cyclocybe aegerita is the source of this 1614-nucleotide messenger RNA. Lineage: Eukaryota; Fungi; Basidiomycota; Agaricomycetes; Agaricales; Hemipholiotaceae. The record is from the annotation of a GenBank genome assembly.